AUGGCGCUAGAUCCGCGCUUCUUCAACCAUAUCGACCAGGCGGGGCCUGGUUCGAUCUCCUCCGCUUCUUCCUCCGAAUUCUCGGCUGCCACGGGCAUCACGUCGCCCAGCAUCCUGUCCACCUCCGCCUCCGCCGCCACGCUCAGAUCGACCGCGUCCAGCCCGUCAUUACGCGCCCGAGAAGGCAUCCCAGUUCAUGUCGCACGCCAGGAUGGACCUGGCAGUCCGUCGCCGGGAGGAAAUGUGCGCGUCGUGGUGCGAGUUCGGAAGUUUCUCCCUAGAGAAAUCCAACGCCAGGCGGAAUGUCUCAUCUCGAUGGACCCUCACACCCAGAUGACGCUCCUACAUGCCCCGAAGCGAAGCCCAGCCGAUCUAGCAAAACCAAAGUUUCAAGCCCGUGGCAAGGUCCUCGAAGACAAGUCGUUCACAUUCGAUAAUUCAUUCUGGUCCCACGAAGAGGAGGAUGAGCAUUAUGCGCACCAAGAGGAAGUAUACAACUCACUUGGUGAAGAAUUUCUGGAUCAUAAUUUCGAAGGUUACCACACUUGCAUCUUCGCCUAUGGACAAACGGGUUCCGGCAAGAGUUAUACAAUGAUGGGAACGCCCGAGCAGCCAGGAUUGAUUCCUCGUACCUGCGAGGAUCUUUUCCAGCGCAUCGAAUCAUCACCCUCGCCCGACAUCAGUUAUAACGUCCGAGUAUCCUACUUUGAAGUGUAUAAUGAGCAUGUGCGGGACCUUUUGGUACCACGGACAGACCCCCCGCAUUACCUUCGGAUCCGCGAGUCUCCAUCAGAAGGUCCAUACGUCAAGGACCUCACGGAAGUGACAGCAAGGAACUACACAGAGUUGAUGAAGUUUAUGCGCAAGGGUGAUGUCUCACGAACCACGGCAAGCACCAAAAUGAACGAUACCUCCUCUCGAUCACACGCCGUUUUCACGAUAACUUUGAAGCAAAUACAUCACGAUCUCUCCACGGACGAAACGACGGAACGUACGGCUCGCAUUCGCCUUGUCGAUCUUGCAGGUUCUGAGAGGGCCAAGUCGACUGAAGCAACUGGCGCACGACUCCGUGAAGGUUCGAAUAUCAACAAGUCACUCACAACUCUUGGCAGAGUGAUAGCUGCGUUGGCAGAUCCCAAGAAAACCCGAGGCGGCAGAAAGGGCAAAGAUCUGGUGCCUUAUCGUGACUCCAUUCUCACAUGGUUGUUGAAGGAUAGUCUGGGCGGAAACUCAAAGACGGCAAUGAUUGCAUGUAUUGCCCCUGCAGAUUAUGAGGAGACACUUUCCACUCUACGAUACGCCGACCAGGCCAAAAAUAUUCGCACUCGUGCACGGGUUAACCAGGACCAUCUAUCGGCUGCCGAGCGCGACCAGCAGAUUGCGGAGAUGACGGAAACUAUUCGCACCCUUCAGCUAAGCGUGAGCCAAGCAAAUGAAAACCAGCGCGCAACUCAGCUUCAGGACGAGAAGUUGGAUGAAUACCAGCAGAAGGUUGAGAAGAUGCAGCGUCUAAUGGAGGAAAGCCAGAUGGUCAGCAAGUCCAAAAUCCAACAGUUACAGACAGAAAAUGAGGCACUGCGCCUGCACCUGAAACUUGCCCUGGAAAGUCUCAAGAACCCAAUUCCGCCAGUUAAUAUCCCUCAACGACAACCUAGUCUCGCAUCAUUGGCGGAGGAAUCCCCGUCUCCCCUUGCAACAAAAGAAAACCGUUCGCGAGAGGGCUCUCCCGCCUAUUCAGAAACCGAGAGUGAGACCGAUGUCUGGGAGGAUGAGGAGGAUGAAUCGACGGAUAUGAACGAGCAGGAGGCGUACCUGAUGCAAAAUCACAUGCAGGAUCUCCUUGGCGAUUUGAGUGUUUUCAAACGGAAGCUAGCAACCGACCAUGAGCGCUGGCACCAUGACGAGCAGACUGCGACUCGCAAACGUCGAGCUCUAAGGCAAAUAGCUGCCAAUAAUCGUUAG
Penicillium cosmopolitanum is the source of this 1962-nucleotide messenger RNA. RefSeq names its product kinesin-3 family protein uncB. Gene Ontology annotation, biological process: microtubule-based movement; mitotic spindle organization. Gene Ontology annotation, molecular function: microtubule binding; ATP binding; microtubule motor activity. The transcript has 2 exons. The record is from RefSeq and is a predicted model, not a curated record. NCBI's taxonomy places the organism in Eukaryota, Fungi, Ascomycota, Eurotiomycetes, Eurotiales, Aspergillaceae. Bases 1 to 1962 code for a protein of 653 amino acids.